Molecule: messenger RNA, 2887 nt
Organism: Sycon ciliatum
Lineage: Eukaryota; Metazoa; Porifera; Calcarea; Leucosolenida; Sycettidae
Product: receptor-type tyrosine-protein phosphatase F-like
Exons: 10
Coding region: 229-1908 (559 amino acids)
Molecular function (GO): protein binding
Source: RefSeq, a predicted model, not a curated record
GUUUCGGAGAAGGGACCAUGGACUGGUAGAGUCCGCAGCAGGCACGGUCGUUGCCUAUCUACCCCUCACAGACCUUAGCCUAGGCUUCGAUCAAGUGAGCCUAGGAAAUUACCUGUUGGAUUGACGAGCAAAGGUGCAGUGCGGCCUGUUGCCUUUUUCGUUCAAUUUAGUUCUCUUUUUGUUGCUAACCUUUCGUUUGGCAUCGUGUUCGUCGCAAGGCCAAGAAAGAUGGAGGAAAGGCUGGGACAGAGAUUAUUGACUAAGGCAACAUGUAUGAUCCUGGCUAUCGCUGCGCUGAUUGGAGGCUCUGCUGGCCAGGAUGCUCCAGUGCAAGUCGGUGGAUACUCUAUCCUCAUAACGAGCAGUGACAAAUUCCCCUUGCACCGAAAAACACGGCCGGGCCGAGUGUUUGUGCUGUGGCAUAAUACAGCAAACGACAAUCACAUUAGCCAAGCAAUAUGUACCAUCCGCGCAAGAAAAGCCCAGUUCACAACUGACGGUGUAUUCAACCAGAACUAUCCGUUCUGGCUUCAAGAUGGCCAAGCGCUGGACCCGUCCGAGUUCAAAACUACCCAGAGGAGUUGGGAGGAGGGUGCCGAUCGCAUCUAUGAGUCCAGGUUUGAUUGGAGCACACGCUACACACUGGAAGGUUCGCACGGCAUUUUCACGUGCGGAGUGACCCAACACCGGCUGAUGUUUAAGGUGAAAAUUAUACAAUAUUUUCGAGGUCCCGAGCGUAUGGAAACACGUGCCCAGCUUGCGCAGCCCCCGUGGCUGCCAGAACCCUGGUGGUAUAUAGAAGGCUUGUCGCCGUUACGGCUUAGUUGUACGGUUCUCGGUGAGAGUCCCGUAAUAAUGUCCUGGUGGAGAGGCAGCGAGCGACUCAGCUUAGGAUACACACGUUCACUGGACUACCGUCUCCCGGCUUUUUCGCCCAAAGAAGCUGCUCGGUACACAUGCGGUGCCCAGGAUUUCUUUGGUUCCACCAGCUCUUCACUGCUGCCAUCUCAGUUUGAUCGGCCACCUAGAGUGAACAUGAACGCUACGGCUUCAUCCUCUACCCAAGCUAUUGUUGUGUUCCAGCCUCUCGGACGCCCUCGCUUGGACUAUGUUAUUUUAUAUUCUGCACCAGCAUGCAAGCAGCCACGUCAAUGUCCAUGUCAGGGCGAGUGUUCAUUAUCGGGAUCCGUGACACCAUCUGUAGAUGAAGACGAUCAAGCUAGUCCACAGCGUGUAGUGCUCUCUGGACUGCGCCCCAACACACAGUAUGACAUAGCCGUUGCAGCCAACAGCCAGCUGCGUGGCGGAUUUCCGUCGGCAGUAAACGUGUACACUCACGAAGCACCGCCUUCGGAACCGCUGAACUUUAGGACCGAGAGCGAGAACAUCACCAGCAUCCGGCUGAGCUGGAACCCUCCUGCACUGCCUAGAGGCACUGUGAUUGAGUACAUUUUGACAUACAUGACGAUAACACCCUCUGGCAGCGGCAGGCAAUUGAUGAAGGUCGAUGGCCUUGUUGGCCAGCUAGAAGUCGGAGAUCUUGCCGAGGGGACAACCUACUCGUUCAGCUUGUCGGCCGUCAAUCGCGCUGGACAGGGAGCAGCCGCCGCCAUAACAGUCUCCACCAUGAUGAAUAUGUCGGAGCCUACAAGCGCCGCACCCGCCACUCCAGCUGUGAUGGCUCAGUCAGACAAGACCCGGGGCUUGCACAUUGGAGCCGGAGUAGCGAUCGGGAUAGGACUGAUCUUUGGCAUAAUGGCCGUCGUUGUGCUCGGAGUUGUAUUGCAUGAGAAGUUCAAGACGCAGAAAUCUUGGAAUGUGCCUCAGCACCCGCUGCGCAGAAUGCCGACAGACAUGUCCAUGCUGAGUGAGCUGUCGACUUCAACCCACCCGUCACAAUCCUCAUAAAGGAUUUGUCAUUGUGCGUCUACCAUCCUCAUCCUCCGCCCUGCCAUACUCUGUAGUUCUGACCGUUUACUGGUAUUCUUUUUCGUACGUGUAUGUGUGUCUGUACGUGUGUGUGUGUGUACGUGUGUGUACGUGUGUGUGUGUGUGUGUGUGCACAUGAAUGUGUGCGUGUGACCAUGCGUUCACGUGUGGUUACUGAGAACAAUUGUGGCACACCACGGGGGCAGGUGGUCCUAAGCCAUGCAUUUGACAUGGGAUCUUGCAUCCACUAACUUAGGGUUGAAAUGCUUGGAAGCCAGCGCAUAGGAUGGGUAACGUUUUGCGGGUAAAUAUAAUUGUACAUACUUCAAAGUAUUGCCAUUUCAAGUGUAUCCCAGGCAACUACCAGUCUUGGUGGUAGCUCAUUUCACUAUCCCAGCCAUCAGUUCAUAUCCAUUCUACAUUGAUUGUAUGUACUAGCACUCCAUAGUGUGGUUCAGGUUGUAUUGCGUAUUAGUUGCUUUCGUUAUAGCUGCGCUCAUUACAUUCGUUGUCCCCAUACAAUAACCUUCCGGUCUCAAGAGUAUGCAUCCACAACAUGCCGUCAAGGCAUUAACCAUUUUCUUUCCUUCACAAGUGUACAGCCUGCACCCCGCAUACUACUACUACUGCUCUUCCUGGUUUCCGACAAGUUUCUCUACGUCGUGCUGUACAUAGAACACACUUGUGCAGUGUCUGAGUCCUGAAUUCAAGGCUUGUGCAGUAUUAGCCUGUGCAUCCUAGGUUACCAACUUGGCUUGGGCCUUCAUCUCAUUCUCACUAUUGGUAGUCUUAUCUCAUUUUCUACAUGUGGAGGUUGCGCUUGUGAAUAUUUUGCCCGUAUAAGAGGCUUGGGUAUAUUGUUAUAAAAAACCUCUUUACAGAUACAAUUCUUUUCAUUUUUUGGUCUUGUGUUCAGGUAAAAAAAAUUCUUAUGGCGAGUCAGGAGAUGUUCUGGCUU